Molecule: messenger RNA, 741 nt
Organism: Fusarium oxysporum Fo47
Lineage: Eukaryota; Fungi; Ascomycota; Sordariomycetes; Hypocreales; Nectriaceae
Product: SDR family NAD(P)-dependent oxidoreductase
Exons: 2
Coding region: 1-741 (246 amino acids)
Molecular function (GO): oxidoreductase activity
Source: RefSeq, a predicted model, not a curated record
AUGGCUUUGGAAGGAAAAGUCAUAGCGAUCACUGGAGGCGCCCAGGGCAUUGGCUUAGCAACUGCGAAGCUCAUCGCGAGCAGAGGCGCCAGUGUCAGCAUUUUCGAUAACAACCCAACAACACUUAAAGCUGUAGAGGAGGAGUUUAUCACAAACAAGUGGCCAAUUCACACAUUUACAGCAGACAUUCGACAAGCUGACAAGGUUGAUUCUUGGAUUGAGAACGCUGUGAAGAAGUUUGGUCGUCUUGAUGGCGCGGUUAAUGCGGCGGGAACUGUUGGCAAGUUUCAUGGCCAGAAGCAAAUAGCGCUGUUGGAUGAUGAAGAUUGGAACCUUGUUAUGGGUAUCAACGUCAAUGGAAUGAUGCACUCUCUCCGUGCCCAGCUCCGGCAUAUUCAAUCUGGUGGAAGCAUUGUAAACAUCGCUUCCAACCUAGGCUCAAAGGGUACUCCAGGUUGUGCGCCGUAUGCAACGUCUAAGCACGCAGUCAUCGGGCUGAGCAUGAGCGCCGCUCAUGACUAUGGAUCUCAGGGUAUAAGAAUUAAUGUCGUGUCUCCUGGUGGAACCCAAGGGCCAUUGAUGAGAAGUGUAGUUGGUGACAACCCACCUCCACCUCCCUCGGUCUUAGGAAAGUAUGGACAGCCUGAAGAGGUAGCCUUUCAGAUAGCCUGGCUUCUGGGACCGGAAAGCACUCAUAGCUCGGGGAGUAUUUUCCGCGUUGAUGGUGGAGAGUUUUGUUAA